UACUUUGAGGGCGGCAUUUCGUCGGUCUACUGUUGGGACUUGGAGCAAGGUUUCGCCAUGGCAGUCCUCAUUAAGAAGACGGGUGAUGCCGCCCCUGCCAAUGGUUGCUGGGACUCAAUCCACAUCGUCGAAGUUCAGGUGA
This is a messenger RNA of Dibothriocephalus latus, 142 nucleotides long. The record is from the annotation of a GenBank genome assembly. Lineage: Eukaryota; Metazoa; Platyhelminthes; Cestoda; Diphyllobothriidea; Diphyllobothriidae.